GCUGGGGACAGGUUUAUAGGCGCCGGGGUCAGCUGACGCUCUGCAUUGCAGACGGCGGAGUCCGGCGUCGCCAUGUACGCUCUCCUGCUCCUGACUUGCCUGCUGGGCACUGCUCUCACUGGCCCUGUCCCAGACCUGCAAAAAUGUUCUGGGGGCUCAGCAGUACUGUGCCAGGACCUGAAGACGGCAGUAGACUGUGGGGCCCUGAAGCAUUGCCAACAGACCGUCUGGAGCAAGCCCAUGGUGAAAUCCCUUCCAUGUGACAUAUGUAAACAGGUCGUCACUGCAGCCGGAGACAUGCUGAAAGACAAUGCCACUGAGGAGGAGAUCCUCAGUUACCUGGAGAAGACCUGUGACUGGCUUCGUAACCCCAGCUUGUCAGCCUCAUGCAAGGAAGCAGUUGACUCUUAUCUUCCUGUCAUCCUGGACAUGAUUAAAGGGGAAAUGAGCCAUCCUGGGGAGGUGUGCUCUGCACUCAACCUCUGCCAGUCUCUGCAGAAGCACCUGGCAGAGCUGAACCAUCAGAAGCAGCUCGAGGCCAAUAAGAUCCCAGAAGUGGAUGUGACGGGGAUGGUGGCACCCUUCAUGGCCAAUAUCCCCCUACUCCUGUACCCUCAGGAUGGUGCCCAAAGCCAGCCCCAGCCAAAAGCUAAUGGUGACGUCUGCCAGGAUUGUGUGCACAUGGUGACAGACAUCCAGACCGCUGUGAGGACCAACUCCACCUUUGUCCAGGGCUUGGUGGAGCAUGCCAAGGAGGAGUGUGAUCGCCUGGGGCCUGGCAUGGCUGACAUGUGCAAGAACUAUAUCAGCCAGUACUCCGAGAUUGCCGUCCAGAUGAUGAUGCAUAUGCAGGAUCAGCAACCCAAGGAGAUUUGUGUGCUGAUUGGCUUCUGUGAUGAGGUCAAGGAAGUGCCCAUGCAGACUCUGGUCCCUGCCAGAGUGGCCGCUGAGAAUGUCAUCCCUGCCCUGGAACUGGUGGAUCCUCUGGAGGAGCAGCUGGUCACAGCCCAGUUCGGUGUUUUCUGCAAAGCCUGUGAGUACGUGGUGAAGAAGGUGGUCGACUUGGUUGUGAACAACAGCACUGAGGAAAAAAUAAUCCAUGCUUUGGAUGUUGUGUGCUCAAAGUUGCCCCAGUCUGUGUCUGGUGUGUGCCAGGAGGUGGUAGACACGUAUGGACCCUCCAUCCUGUCGCUCCUUCUGCAGGAGCUAAGCCCUGACUUGGUGUGCAGGGAGAUCAGUCUCUGCUCCUCCAGCAAGGGCCAGGUUCAGAUCAGCCAGGUCAGGCUGCCUGAGCAGCCCGUGCUGCCCAAACUGCCUGUGCUGCCUGCACGUGUGACUCCUCUGAAGGGAGGUGGCUUCUGUGAGGUAUGCAAGAAAUUGGUCAGCUAUUUGGAGCACAACCUGGAGAAGAACAGCACCAAGGAGGAGAUCCUGGCUGCUCUUGAGAAGGGCUGCAACUUCCUGCCUGACCCCUACAAGAAGCAGUGUGAUGAGUUCGUGACUGAGUAUGAGCCUGUGCUGGUGGAAAUCCUCGUGGAGGUGAUGGAUCCUUCUUUCGUGUGCACGAAAAUUGGAGCCUGUCCCUCUGCCCGUAAGCUGCUCUUGGGAACUGAGAGGUGUGUCUGGGGCCCCAGCUACUGGUGCCGGAACAUGGAGACAGCAACCCAGUGCAACGCUGUGGACCAUUGCAGACGCCACGUGUGGAACUAGGAGUUUUCCAUGUUGCAGAAACCACAGCCUUCUUUCCUCCUUGUGUGUCUGGGGUAAUGAGUGCACAGAUCUGUUUGACUUUAUUAAAAAAAUAGGGCCUCCCUGAUGCCCCCCCGCCUUCUGUCUCCCUUAUUGUAGCACUGCUGUCAUGUGGGAGUCACUAGCUACCCACUGACACUCCUUUCUGCUGGAAGGAUGAGGGCUGUGAGGUCUCUAGCUGCCCUUUUGAGAAGAGGGCUGUUUUUAGAGCCAGAGCACAGGAAGCCGUCCAGCCUCUGCUCACGAUGACAUCUCUAAAACAAUGUAAUUUCCACUAUUGUAGCACAGAGAUUUUGGAAGCACCUGCUGUGGCUUGGGACAUUGGGGCAGCAGAUUUACCAUCCUUGGGUCAACCCCUAAUUCUGAAUCUUUCCUGUUUUUUCCUGUCCAUGCCUUAUUUGUGGUUCUGUAGGUUUGGGAGGGAGGAUGAAAUGCACCUGAAUGUAACUUGCCCGCUGUGUGGAGGUCCGCUGGGCCUGGCUUAUGUGUGUGAGGCCACAAUGGUGGCUGCCAUCUGCUUGCUUCUGUGUCUGCCUGGCUGCUGGUGCCCUGCAUGCCCUGCCCAUUGUGUAGUGGUUCUUUUUGACCUUCCCUUUCAAACAAAUGUGGAGGAUAAGCUCCUAAGCCUCUGCCUGACAGAAGGUGAUGAGCCGAGGGAGAUGCAGAGUGUAUGCUGCCCAUCUGGUUGCUGCAGCCCCUGUUACACUUGUGGUUGCCAGUUAGCCUGCAAGAUGGGCCCUUACUGUUAAAAGGACAGUGAUUUCCCUUUGUUUUGCACUAAAGUUUCUGUGAUUUAACAAUAAAGUUCUGUUAACUAGA
Messenger RNA from Castor canadensis (American beaver), 2568 nucleotides. The record is from RefSeq and is a predicted model, not a curated record. Lineage: Eukaryota; Metazoa; Chordata; Mammalia; Rodentia; Castoridae.